Messenger RNA from Ficedula albicollis (Collared flycatcher), 509 nucleotides. RefSeq names its product transcription factor SOX-17-like. The annotation marks the transcript as partial. Gene Ontology annotation, biological process: angiogenesis; vasculogenesis; positive regulation of transcription by RNA polymerase II. Gene Ontology annotation, molecular function: DNA-binding transcription activator activity, RNA polymerase II-specific; RNA polymerase II cis-regulatory region sequence-specific DNA binding. The record is from RefSeq and is a predicted model, not a curated record. The transcript has 2 exons. Lineage: Eukaryota; Metazoa; Chordata; Aves; Passeriformes; Muscicapidae.
CGCGUCCCGAGCCGAGGCGCUGCGAGAUGAGCAGCCCCGAUGCGGGCUACGCCAGCAGCGACGACCAGGUGCAGGGGCGGUGCUCGCUGCCCAUCAUGAUGCCGGCCGUGUGCCCGUGGGCAGAGUCGCUGAGCCCGCUGGGCGAGGCGAAGGCGAAGGGCGGCGCGGCGCCGUCGGGCGGCCGCAGCAAGGGCGAGGCGCGGAUCCGGCGUCCCAUGAACGCCUUCAUGGUGUGGGCGAAGGACGAGCGCAAGCGGCUGGCGCAGCAGAACCCGGACCUGCACAACGCCGAGCUCAGCAAGAUGCUGGGUAAAUCGUGGAAGGCGCUGUCGCUGGCGGAGAAGCGUCCGUUCGUGGAGGAGGCGGAGCGGCUGCGGGUGCAGCACAUGCAGGACCACCCGAACUACAAGUACCGGCCGCGGCGGCGGAAGCAGGUGAAGCGUCUGAAGCGGGUGGAGAGCGGCUUCCUGCAGCACGGCCUGGCGGAGGCGGCGGCGGCGGGGCCCGGG